AAUUAGUUCGUAAAUUACCGGAAGUGAAUCUGUUCUAUAUCCGGGUCAGAAUCUGUUUACACUCAGUAUGAUGAGUUAAAGAGAGACAAGCGGAGAAAAGCUGCACAGUUUAUUUCCGUUUUCCGCAUUAUCGAUUGAAAUGGCGUCUCAAAUACCUCUAACUGUGAAGACGCAGCCGGCAGCAACCGGUGCUGCCGCUUUUCGGGGAAAGAAACGUCCUGGUAGUCCGGCGGUCUCAGCAGUAGCUCCACAGACCGGCGGGAGCAGCGGCAGCAAGAAGAAGAAAGGACCUCUGCCGGUGCCACCGACCACACAAGCACAGGUGUCAGCAGUUGAGACGGUGGCUGAGUUAAAGCCAGCAGGUCCCACAGACAGUUGUCCAAACAGCACAGAGUCCUCCGUAAAGCCUCCACCCUUCAAAGACCAGUUAUUUAUGCACUCUGGGAUUGGUGGAGCAGCAGCAGGCAAAAAGAACAGGACCUGGAAGAACCUCAAACAGAUUCUAGCUUUAGAGCGGACUUUACCCUGGAAGCUCAGUGAUCCCAACUACUACAAUAUUGAUGCUCCUCCAUCUCUGAGGCCAGCCAAGAAAUACUCAGACAUCUCUGGUCUACCAGCAAACUACACAGACCCUCAGACGAAGCUCCGCUUCACAUCAUCUGAGGAGUUCUCCUACAUCCGUCUCCUCCCCACCGAUGUUGUUACAGGUUACCUGACCCUUCGAAAGGCAACGUGCAUCGUACCAUGAGAAUUAAGAAAAUCUGAAACGGGUUCAAACAGGAUUUAAAAUCACCUCAGUGGAAGAGGCGACCAGCAAUGGAGUUCAGACUGCUCAGAGUCAGCUCAGCUUUCAGCACUUCUGGAACAAUGGCAGCAAGAGCUCAAAGGCUCACUGAGGAACAUUUGCACUGCUGCUAUAAAAUAAGUUUUUAAUAAUAAUGUAGUCAGAAAUGUCUCAGAAGUAAAAAAGAGAGACAUUGGCGUUUAAAAAAAAAAUCUCAUUUAGAAAACAUACUUAGUGCAGUUUAUCUGUUUAACACGUUUCCAUCAGACAGUUAAUCAGAAUCUGGUCGCUUUAAUGUUAUUCCAGCUAGUUCUUAGGAUUUUGUAAAGUUUAAAAGAAAAAAUCCCUUAAAUUGUUUUCCAGAAGAAUUUUCAUACUUCUUCUCAUGAAUUAACAUGCUUGACAUGCACUUACUUCUUCAUUGUCAAGUCAUAGCGAGGUAUACAUUUAUUAACGCUGUAUAUCAUCUUUUAUACAAUAUGUUCAGCCUGAAUUGUGUGAAUUGAUUCAUUUUUUAUUUGGACAAACUUGGAUUGGAGUUUUCAUUUGUCUUAGGUUGUUCUUCAUGCGGGGUCUGUUAAAAGUUUUUAUUAUUUUUUUUGUAUGAAGGUUCACUGUUGAUCAAUAAUUGAGACAGAUAAAAAAACCAAUGUCUGAGUUUCAGUUUUGUCCAUUACCCCCCCCACACACACACACAUUUCAUUGUAGUAGGAUCUUAAAGGUUCUGUUUAAUUAAAAAAAUAAAACCUCCCGAA
Menidia menidia (Atlantic silverside) is the source of this 1539-nucleotide messenger RNA. The record is from the annotation of a GenBank genome assembly. NCBI's taxonomy places the organism in Eukaryota, Metazoa, Chordata, Actinopteri, Atheriniformes, Atherinopsidae.